Messenger RNA from Clarias gariepinus (North African catfish), 1551 nucleotides. RefSeq names its product uncoupling protein 1 (gene ucp1). Gene Ontology annotation, biological process: response to cold; mitochondrial transmembrane transport; adaptive thermogenesis. Lineage: Eukaryota; Metazoa; Chordata; Actinopteri; Siluriformes; Clariidae. Gene Ontology annotation, cellular component: mitochondrial membrane. The record is from RefSeq and is a predicted model, not a curated record. The coding region runs from base 88 to 1017 and encodes 309 amino acids. The transcript has 7 exons. Gene Ontology annotation, molecular function: oxidative phosphorylation uncoupler activity.
GAUUUAAUCCAAGCCGUCUGCUUCGGACACAGAACCACCCCGAUCUCAGAAGGGAUUCCCCGAGGACUAGCUUGAAAAUCUGUGAUCAUGGUAGGACUGAAGCCAUCUGAUAUUCCUCCUCCUCUGGGAGUGAAGGUACUGAGCGCGGGUACAGCCGCCUGCAUCGCCGACCUCGUCACCUUCCCUCUGGACACAGCUAAAGUCCGGCUACAGAUCCAGGGUGAGAAGGCAGCAGUAGAAGCAACUAAGAACAUCCGUUAUCGUGGUGUGUUUGGGACGAUCAGCACCAUGGUGAGGACUGAGGGGCCGCGCUCGCUCUAUAACGGCCUGGUGGCCGGCCUGCAGAGACAGAUGGCCUUCGCCUCCAUACGAAUCGGGCUCUACGACAACGUCAAGAGUUUUUACACAGGAGGGAAAGACAACCCUAACGUAGGUAUCCGUAUCCUGGCCGGCUGCACCACCGGGGCGAUGGCGGUGACCGUGGCUCAGCCCACAGAUGUGGUGAAGGUGCGCUUCCAGGCCCAGAUGAACCUGCACGGAGUCGCUCGCCGCUACAAUGGGACCAUGCAGGCGUACAGGCAGAUCUUCCUCCUGGAGGGCCUGCGCGGACUCUGGAAAGGAACGCUACCCAACAUCACCAGGAAUGCCUUGGUCAACUGCACCGAGCUCGUCUCUUAUGAUCUUAUCAAAGAAGCCAUUCUUGGACACAAGCUGAUGUCAGAUAACCUGCCGUGUCACUUCGUCUCUGCGUUCGGCGCCGGCUUCAUCACCACGGUCAUCGCCUCGCCCGUGGAUGUGGUGAAGACUCGAUACAUGAACUCUCCUCCCGGUCAGUACAACAGCGCCAUCCACUGUGCCUGGACCAUGAUGACCAAAGAAGGACCAACGGCCUUUUACAAAGGAUUCGUGCCUUCGUUCCUCAGACUGGGAUCCUGGAACGUCGUCAUGUUUGUGUCCUUCGAGCAGCUGAAGAGAGCCAUGAUGGCCUCCAAAAAGAGGAUGGAAGCCCCGAUAUAGAGUAAAUGAAUAAAAGACUGCUGCUCCUACAGUCUGUUGAACGCACUGACUCACUCACUCACUGAACGAGCUGCCAUUGGUUGAUUGACACGAAUCAGCAGAAGCAGCCGGCCGAGUAUUUAAUUUAUUAACCCUAACUAAAGGAGGAGAGGAAGAAGAAUGGACGCUCACCCUAAGCUUUAUUCUGUACAGCGAUUUUGAGAGGGAUGUAAACGUAGCCAGUUUAUGUUUAUUGCAUUGUAAUAACGAUCAUUUCUCUCAGAGUCUGUUUCGUGUGUAAUGAUGCUUUAUAACGUACAGAUCCGAUGCUGUUGUGGCAGAUGACGAAUAGAUGACGAUAAGCCACGUUCUGCACUUUGACUAAACUACUCAAACAUAAAAUGUGGCUUUAAGACACAACACUGUCUGUACACCAUCUUUGUUUUUAUAAUUAUUAUUAUUAUUAUAAAUAAUAUUAAACGAAUCCGUUGUUUUGUAAAAAAAAAAAGGAUGAUGUGUUUUUAAUUUAUGUAGAAAUGUUUACUGUAUGUUUAC